AUGCGAUUAUCGAAGUCAUGUGAGACUGACAGAGACGUUUGUUCAGGAAAUUUCACAAUCAAAGCACUGCGUUGGUGGCAUAAAAUUGCAGGAGUUUCCCACUUGAUGAUUUGUUUUUCUCCUCUGGUGGACAGUUUCUUGAAAACAAAGCUGAGUAAAGACCGUCGAGAAGCACCUCCUCUGCCCCUGUGGGUGAUUUUUCGGUGGGAGCGUAGGAUCCUACAAGGGGCCUCCACUACAUACGAAGUGAUGAUGCUUGGAGCCUUUCUUUUGAUAACCUGGGCAGGUCUUCGUUUCGCUGAUGCACAGCGUUUGAACAUUGAUUCAUUGGUCUUCAAUUUUCAGGAACUCCGUGGCUUGGUAUGGCGAUCCAAGACAAUGGCUGCAGGACACCCCUUCGGUGCACAAGCGGCAGGACUUUGCAGCAAAGGGACAUACACAUGGUUAUUUAAGUUUUUGCAGACUUGGGACCAGGUGAUGACAUCACUACAAUUACAACGAUCCAAGGUGGAUUUCUUGAUCCCAUCCAUGGAGCCAGAUGGAACUUUUCAGGUUUUCGAGCCACUGAACUACGCGGAGACCACACGCAUUUUUCGUGCGAUGCUGUUGACCCCAUGGAAGAAGUUUCAGGAUCAACAUCCACUGGCUCAUUUACAACAAACAUAUACUCUCCACUCCAUGAAAGCCACUCUUUUGAGUUUUGGCCCGCAAUUGGGAUCCCUGGUCAGCGACUCAGACCGAUUACUGCAGGGUCACCACCAAGACCCCAAGCAUUCAUUGAAUUUGUAUGGAAGAGACAGCGUUUGGGGCUCCUUACGAUAUCAAUCGACGAUCAUUAUGGAGAUACAGAAAGGCUGGCGUCCCAAGACAGCCCAACACAGGGGAGGACAAUUUCCUCUGACAGAACCGACUGUUGAACAACUGGACUCCGAUACUGAGUCCUCCAGCGAUAGCAGCCAGGGCGAUAGUUCCAGUUCAGAAGAGUUGGAGCCAAACGCAAACAAAAAAGCUUUGGUGCCAGACCCCUGUCAGGCCGAUGAAGCCACUUUUGCAAAGCACAGGAAAGUCACUCAUGCGAUG
Messenger RNA from Cladocopium goreaui, 1080 nucleotides. NCBI's taxonomy places the organism in Eukaryota, Dinophyceae, Suessiales, Symbiodiniaceae. The record is from the annotation of a GenBank genome assembly.